This is a messenger RNA of Chelonoidis abingdonii (Abingdon island giant tortoise), 2859 nucleotides long. The record is from RefSeq and is a predicted model, not a curated record. Lineage: Eukaryota; Metazoa; Chordata; Testudines; Testudinidae.
CCCUUACAGAAAACAGUGGGAAGAAGUUGUCACCCCCAACUCCAGUGAAUCAAAAAGCAGUAUUUGUACCUCCCAAAAAGCACUUAGAAAAAAUGGAUAAUGGGUUUCAAAGAGUACUGCAAAAGAAAUCAGGCAUGAAUAUUUCACCUUCAUAUAGUUUCCCCAGAAAUUCUGAAUAUCAAAGGCAGUUUUUAUGGAAAUCCCCCCCAAAAAACUCUCCAAUUCUUGCAGCUGACCAGGUUAUUCACAAUACAAGUAAAUCCAUUCCCCCAUUUAAGUCUUCCGCAAUUAUCCCUGAAACUGAAUAUGAGAGAAGUUUCAAAGUUUCUCCUCCAGCAAUGGGACCAAAACUGAGGUGUGAUUUGGAAGAGAGAGAGUUUCCUGUAUGUACACCAGUAAAUAUCUCUCCUGAAAAAAAGAAUGAAAGGAAAGAAACAUUCCUAAAGCCAGCGGGAGAUUCACCAAAACAAGGGAAAUCAGAAACAGAACAGAAACCACCUAAACAAAAAAAUAAGCAACAUAUUACUCAAAAGCCUCUCUCUUUACAUACAAGUCUUGGGAAGGUGAACACUGAAUAUAGAUCAAAAUUUUUGUCCCCAGCUCAAUAUUUAUACAAAGAUGGAGCUUGGUCACGUAUCAGGAGAAACAUACCAGAUCAAGAUUCUCAAAACAUCCUAAAUUACAUGUGGUUUAUGGAGGUGAAGGAACUUCGAGAGAAAGCAGAGGCUUACAGGCAACGAGUACAGGGAACCCACUUCUCUCGGUAUCAUCUGAAUCAGAUUCUUUCAGAUAACAACAGACUUUGGGACGUGUCCUCAAAUUCCAGUUCCGAAGAAGCCAUUAGUAACACCAUCAGAGCGCUAGAUCUAGCUGGAACUCCUGAGAAACAGAUGUCUGCAAGCCAAAACGUGCUGCCGCAACCUGACUCAAUAGAACAGUCCCAACAGAACAAUACAGAGAAGUUAGGCAUGUCAGAUGCCUCCACUGUACCAGUCAGAAGACGUCUAGCUUGGGGUGAACAAGACAGUACUGAACAAGUGGAUAAUCAGCCACCAGGAUUAGAGGAAGAUGAAGAAAAAGAAAAUAAACAGAAGUUAGCAAAGGCUCAGAAAUUGGAAGAAAAUGAUAAGAAUCCUACUGUGGACAAUAAAAUAAAAGGAGAAAAUGCCUCAUUACUGAAGCCUUCAGCAGAUAGGUCAGAUUCUUCUUCAGUAUCAUCAGGAAAGCAGGGCAGGCUUUCUACUCCAAAGUUGAAAACACUUGGUGGAGCCCAAAGAACUCAUCAUGAUCUUACCACGCCAACUGUCGGAGGUGCAGUUUUAGUGUCUCCAUCUAAAAUGAAGUCUUCGUCCCCACAGCAGAGAAAGAAAAAGUCUUUAGAAACACACUAUUCUUCAUCCAAACAAGUCUCAGGAGAAAGAAAAUCCAGAGGGUUUGAAGGGGAAGCAGAAGCUGUAUCACUACUUGCCUCCCCAGCUGCUGGAUUGAAAACGUUAGAUCCUUUGCCUCUGCGGAAGGAUUCUUGGCCCACUGUCAAUGCUUCUGAUGAAAGAGCUUCUCCCACUUCAGCACAUCCAACUACAGUUCCUGUGCAGAAAUCAGUCAAAAGUCUGUUGGAAUCUCAGCAGCAUUUUCUGGUCCCUGCGGCUGUGUCAACACUGCACAGGAACAUUGCGAGUCCAAAGAUGAGCCAUCUCCAGUUACCGCUGCAGGAAAGAAACUAUAAUGAUGAAGUUACAGAUUUGUUUUCCUCGUUGCAUGCACUCACAGAUGACAGAUUGUCCCAGAUCUCUGCUCGCUCUGCAGCCUCUAGCUCACUAGCAUCUCAGAUUCUGGAACGAGCUCAGAAGAGGAAAGAGAAUUUCUGGGGCAAGUCGUAGCGUGUUCCACCAGGGAGUCACUGUUUUGUACGAUGAUGUAUCUUUAUUGCACAGUUGUGUUCUUUUGAUUUUUGGGAAAUUUUGUAUUUUCGGCCUUUCAUAUACUGGUAAGAUGGCCUGAUCCUGUACGAUGUCAAGCAUUUGACACUUCUGUUGAAAGAGAUGGGAGCUGUGGGUAGACAGUAUCUACUAUUUUACAGUAGCUUGCUUUUCAUCUUUCAGUUAUGGUAUCUUUUGAAAUUGACAGUAAUUAUUUUUAUACAACAUGUAUAUAAUUUCUAAAGAUGUUUUACUACAAGAAUAUAGUACACCAAGAACAGUAUUCUGGGAUGAUACCAUCAUUUACCUAAUACCAGACAUUUGAUUUCAAGCAUGGCUGAGUUAGGAGACUCAUAAUGUAGCAACUAUGUUAGGUGUUUGUUCAUAUUCCUGUGUGAAUUCUGAAUAUGUACAGGACUGUGUUGUCAUGAAGUCAUUUAGCAGUAUCUGACCCUACUACCCAAAACCCACAUUUAAUAUUUCAACAAAUGGGAUGUGAUAUUUGCAACAAGUGUUGAGGUUUUGGUUAGGACUCCAGAUUGUUCUAGUUAAAAAAUAAACAAUUAAAAAAAAACCCCACACUUGUUUCUUGUCUAGAAGACUUUGACAGCUGUACUGUUCUCAAGACCAGCUUCUAAUGUUGGUUUUAGAUACUAGGGGGUAAACCUUCAUUUCAGACACAGGUAUUUAAUUACCCUCUCGUAUUCCUCAAUUACCUCAUCAUACUCCUCUUCUAGUUGUCUGUUUCUGGGUGAAUGAACUACUGUAAUGAUGGUCACAGCUAAAAUUGAUUGUGAUUUAUGCUGAUGGCCUUUUUCUUUUUAAUUGACAAAAGCAAGUUACAUGAAGUAGAUGAAAAUAAUUGCUUAACCAUUUAAAAAAAAAGUUAAUGUUUGCUGUUUUUAAAAAUAUUUGUACAAUGAAGAAUUUGAAUUUUGUA